AAAUAUCGUAUUGUGCCUGUGCGUGUAUAUGUGUGUAUAUAGAUAUGAAAAAGAUAUUUUAAAUUUACCUUGUAAUCGAUUAUAAUUUAAUAAAGCUAAUAUAUUGUAUUAAUUAAAUAUAUUAAAACUUGCGCUUAUACAAUCCAUAACAUAUUCAUAUCAAACAUCUAAAUACCAUAAUACAUUUCCAUUUUUACAUUAACUUUUAUGAUGAUGCUAAAACACAUAGUCAUAGGUGGUGGUACAGGUUUUAUUGGAACACAGAUAAUAAGUUCAUUAUCUCGUAAAGGAGUUCCUUAUACAUGUAUUUCUCGCAUGCCUGGGCCAAAUCGAAUUUCAUGGCAUGAUUUGGAAUGUUAUGGUUUACCUGAAAAUACAACUGCUGUAAUCAACGUUGCUGGUCAGAAUAUACUUGAUCCAAAACAGCGAUGGUCAGAAGGAUUUAAACAAAAUGUUAUAAAUAGUCGAGUAGAGACAACAAAAUCUUUAGCUAAAGCUAUAAUACAUACUAAAGCUAAUGCUUUUGUAACAAUUUCUGGAGUUUCUUGCUAUAAACCAAGUGAUACAGAAUACACUGAAGAAAGCAAAUGUGAAAAAUAUGACUUCCUAUCAGAACUCUGUCAUGAAUGGGAAGAAGCUGCACAACUUCCGAAAGAUAGCAAUAUCAGACAGAUCACAAUUAGGUCAGGAGUUGUAUUAGGAAAAAAUGGCGGUAUGAUUAAAGAAAUAUAUUUACCGUUUUUUUUUGGAUUGGGUGGCCCUAUUAGUAGUGGAAAUCAAUAUAUGCCAUGGAUACACAUAACGGACUUAGUAAAUUUAUUUUUGUUCUCAAUUGAGAAUGAGAGCGUAUAUGGUAUACUAAAUGGUGUUGCCCCCCAGAUUGUAACAAAUAAAGAAUUUACUAAGGCAUUUGCAUCUGCAAUGCAAAGACCUGCAUUUAUUCCUGUACCACGCAUUGUUUUGAAUAGCUUGUUCAAUAAAGAACGGGCAAAAAUUAUGUUGGAGGGACAAAAAGUUAUUCCUAAACGUGUCAAAGAAUUAGGAUUUCAAUACCAAUAUCCUGAUAUUAAUUGUGCUUGCGCUGAAGUACUUGGCAAAAAUAAAUAAUUAUAAAUCGAGAUUAGAGAGCUAAUUGAA
Molecule: messenger RNA, 1137 nt
Organism: Bombus impatiens (common eastern bumble bee)
Lineage: Eukaryota; Metazoa; Arthropoda; Insecta; Hymenoptera; Apidae
Product: epimerase family protein SDR39U1
Exons: 6
Coding region: 208-1107 (299 amino acids)
Source: RefSeq, a predicted model, not a curated record